GUCGCCAAUCCCACACUAAAACCACGCAACAUCCUGAUAUCAUGGGGAGAAUUUUUUCUCUUUGCAUAUUCUUAGCUUUCUUAGUUCAUUUUUCGACACUUUCCUUUGUUAAUGCGGAAGUGACCGACAUUUCCACAGAUAAACAAGCUCUUCUUGCCUUGAAAUCUUGUAUAAGCCAUGAUCCUAGCAACUUAUUGGCCAACAAUUGGUCCAUAAGUAGCUUUUUUUGUGAUUGGAUUGGUGUCACUUGUGGCGGUGCCCAUCACCAAAGAGUGAUAGCUUUAGAUAUUUCUAACUUGGGUCUUACAGGCACCCUUCCUCCUCAAAUAGGAAAUCUAUCUUUCCUUGUAACUCUAUCCAUCAGAAACAACAGCUUUCAUGGCUCUUUGCCUGACGAGUUGUAUCAGUUACGUUCAUUGAAAUACUUAAAUUUAGGUUAUAAUAGAUUUUCUGCUGGACUGCCUGAAAGCAUUUUUGAUAAUCUUCUCAAUUUGGAAUUCUUUUCUUUGCAUUCAAACAUGUUCAAGGGAAAAAUACCAUCCACUUUAUCAAAAUGCAAACACUUGCAACAGUUAGGUUUGUCAUCCAAUAAUUUCAUAGGAGCCAUUCCAAAAGAAAUCGGAAACUUGACUCAGCUUAAGUUGAUAGAUCUUGGAAGCAAUAAACUCCAAGGUGAGAUACCAUAUGAAAUUGGCAAUCUUCAUAAUCUGGAGGAUUUGGAACUUCCAUCUAACCAACUAAUUGGCCCUGUCUCAGCUGCUAUAUUGAACAUCUCAACAAUUAAAACACUUUCAUUGUAUGACAAUCAACUCUCCGAAAUUCUUUCAUCAACUGCACAGCUUCCAAAUCUUAAGGAAAUUGUCUUGUGGAGUAAUAAUUUCAGUGGGUCGUUUCCUCAUUUCAUCACCAAUGCUUCCAAGCUCUCCAUGCUAGAUAUGUCAGACAACUCAUUCUCAGGCUUCAUUCCUAGUACACUUGGUAAUUUAAAAAAUCUUGAGAUACUAGAUGUAAAAUCUAAUUACUUCACAUCUUCUACUCCAGAUAUGAACUUUCUUUCAUCUUUGGCAAAUUGCGAGGUUUUAAGAGUUCUAAGAUUAGGCAAAAAUCCACUAAAUAGCAUCAUUCCAAGUUCAAUAGGGAAUUUCUCUAUUUCUUUGGAAUAUCUUAACAUAAAUGAUUGCAACAUUAGUGGCAACAUUCCCAAAGAAAUCGGAAAAUUAAACGUGAUAGAAUUACAAUUACAAGACAAUGAACUGACUGGAUCAAUUCCAAAUACGAUCGAUGGAUUGCAGAAUCUCCAACGUUUGUAUCUUCAAAAUAAUAAACUUGAAGGAUUCAGCCCAAAUAAUCUCUGUCAAUUAAGUAAAUUGGCUGAGUUGCAUUUGGGGGGAAACAAGUUCCAUGGAACCAUACCUACAUGCUUAGGUAAUCUCACGACACUGAGAAAAUUGUAUUUAGGUUCAAACAAGUUAACGUCUGUUAUACCAUCAACUUUGUGGAACCUUGAGGAUAUCUUGUACUUUGAUUUGUCAUCAAAUUAUCUCAAUGGAUCUCUUCCAUCAAACAUUGGAAAUCUUAAGGUUGCAAUAAAUAUUGAUCUGUCGAGGAAUCUUUUUUCUGGAAAUAUUCCAGUUGUUAUUGGAAGCCUAGAAAAUCUACAAUAUCUCUCUUUAGGAUACAAUAGAUUAGAAGGCUCAAUUCCUACAACAUUUGAUCACUUGACAAGCAUAGAAUUCUUGGAUUUGUCUAGUAACAAACUCUCAGGGGUUAUUCCAAAGUCUUUAGAGAACCUCUUGUCCCUCAAAUAUCUAAACUUGUCUUUCAACCAAUUAAGAGGUGAAAUUCCUACAAGAGGAUGUUUUGCAAAUCUUUCGGGUGACUCAUUCAUGGGCAAUCUUGCAUUAUGUGGUUUUGAUCCCCAACUAAAAGUUCCACCAUGCCAAAGUAGCACUCAUCGCAAAUCAAAAGUUCUCUUAUUGAUUGUCUUGUCACUAAGCAUUGCGGUCACAUUAGUUGUGCUAGUUCUUUUAUUUGUGUUGCUGAAAUGCCGCAAAAAGGACAAAAAGCUACCUAGUAAUAUCGAUAUGUCUCCACAAGAAACAUGGAGAAGAAUUUCUUACCAUGAACUUGUGAGAGCAACAGAUGGAUUCAAUGAGCACAACCUACUCGGCAAAGGGAGUUUUGGUUCAGUUUACAAAGGAAGACUUGGUGACGGCACGGAGCUUGCAGUAAAAGUAUUCCACCUGCAAUUUGAAGAAGCUUUUACUAGUUUUGAAGUUGAAUGUGAAGUAAUGAGUCGUAUUCGUCAUCGAAAUCUUGUCAAAAUCAUCACUUGUUGCUCUAGCGAUGAUUUUAAAGCACUGGUAUUGGAGUAUCUGCCAAAUGGGAGCCUAGACAAAUGUUUGUAUUCUAACGACAAUGUUUUGGACAUUUCACAGAGGUUGAAUAUAAUGAUUGAUGUUGCAUCAGCUUUGGAAUAUCUCCAUUUUGGUUAUUCAUUCUCAAUUGUUCAUUGUGACUUAAAGCCAAGCAACGUCCUCCUAGACGAAAACAUGGUUGCACAUUUAAGUGAUUUUGGCAUCACUAAGCUCUUAGGUGAAGAACAGUCUAUGACACAAACACAGACCCUUGCCACCAUUGGUUAUAUGGCUCCAGAAUAUGGAAGAGAAGGAAAAAUAUCUAGAAAAGGAGAUGUGUACAGCUAUGGUAUCAUGCUAAUGGAAACAUUUACAAGGAAGAAGCCAACGGACGAAAUAUUUACCGAAGAUAUGAGUUUAAGGAAUUGGGUCGGUGAAUCAUUAUGCAGCACAUUGAUGCAAGUCUUGGACACAAAUUUGCUAAGAAGGGAUGAUGAACAUUUCUCUAGCAAGGAGGAAUGCAUGUCAUCUAUCUUAAGUUUGGCUAUGGAGUGUACAAGAGAGUCACCUGAGGAUAGGAUGAGCAUAAAAGAAGUAGGAACAAGACUCAUCAAAAUUAGAGUUGAAUUUGCAAAAAUCGGAACAAGAAGAGGCAAAAGGGUUUUAAAUUUACAUUAAUGUCCUUCUAUUGUCAUUGAUAAUAAAGUCUGUUCAGGUGAUCAGCCAUACCCUUGAACCUUUUUUGGGCUUAUGUUAUGUUAUUUAACUAUUGGCUCUUUUGAUUUGUAGAGAGAAAUGGAUGAGCUUGCUGCCAACUGCCCAUAAAUUGAACGGCCUGAGUUUCAGAGAAGCUAUGUGUAAAGAUGAAGCAACCUUUAACUUUUUCUAAGCCUAUGAUGACAAGAAGCACUUGUAUUGAGUUUUUGAAUUUGAUAGACCUUAAUGUACUGAGGACAAAGUUUAAGGGGUUUGAAAAGUUUCCCAUUUCUAAUAAAGAUGAA
Molecule: messenger RNA, 3358 nt
Organism: Pistacia vera
Lineage: Eukaryota; Viridiplantae; Streptophyta; Magnoliopsida; Sapindales; Anacardiaceae
Product: receptor kinase-like protein Xa21
Exons: 3
Coding region: 42-3035 (997 amino acids)
Biological process (GO): protein phosphorylation
Molecular function (GO): protein kinase activity; protein binding; ATP binding
Source: RefSeq, a predicted model, not a curated record